Molecule: messenger RNA, 1095 nt
Organism: Chanos chanos (milkfish)
Lineage: Eukaryota; Metazoa; Chordata; Actinopteri; Gonorynchiformes; Chanidae
Product: protein lifeguard 3-like
Exons: 13
Coding region: 1-1095 (364 amino acids)
Biological process (GO): negative regulation of apoptotic signaling pathway
Cellular component (GO): endoplasmic reticulum; Golgi apparatus; membrane
Source: RefSeq, a predicted model, not a curated record
AUGCAAACUCCACACAGAAAGGACCUCGGCUGCCGAGACCUUCUUGCUGUGAGGCGACAGCGCUACCUACUGCGCCACCACGCCACCGGCCUAAAAGUUUUGUUCUCCUCAUCGCUCAAGAAUAUCACCAUGUUCAAAUCAGACCUCCCACCAAGUUAUGAAGAAUCAAGGAAUCAGCAGUUUGGUCAUGCACAUGGGAGCUACCCAGCAGCUCCAGGAUAUGGAUACCCUACCUUUGGGAACCCUGCCCAACCUGCCGUCUACCCUGGUCCUGGUGCCUAUCCUCAGGCAGGGAUGUGGCAGGGUCCUGGCUACCCUUCACCUGGCCUGCCAUCCAUGAUGCCACCAGUUCUGUCUCCAGGGAUGCCUAUGUCAAACCCAGGCCCCGGAGACAUGGAGGACUUUGCAUCAAAUCCACUGUGGGAUAGCGUGGCUGUUCGCCAUGCGUUCAUCAGAAAGGUCUACAUUAUUUUGGGUGUUCAGCUUAUUGUCACUGCUUCAAUUGUGGCUGUGUUCACCUUUAUCGAUCCUGUGCGUCUGUUCGUAAUCCAGUAUCCAGGCAUUUAUUGGGCUUCAUUUGGUGUUUUCUUUGUCACUUACCUGGUCCUGGUCUGCUGUGAGGGACCUAGGAGGCGUUACCCAUGGAAUCUAGUUCUGCUGGCUGUCUUUACUCUAACCUUGUCCUACAUGACUGGAACAAUAUCAAGUUAUCAUGACACCAAAGCAGUGUUCCUAGCCAUUGGAAUUACAGCAUUAGUGUGUAUAACUGUCACCGUUUUCUGCUUUCAGGCCAAGGUGGAUUUCACAUCCUGCACUGGUGGAUUUCACAUCCUGCACUGGUCUGUUGUGUGUCCUGGAUUCGUCACAGCCUUUGUGCUGUCCUUUCAGUAUGUACCUUGGCUCCACAUGUUGUAUGGUGCGAUUGGAGCGAUAGUUUACACUUUGUUUUUGGCAUACCACACGCAGCUCCUCAUAGGAAACAGAAGACAUUCCAUCAGUCCGGAGGAGUACAUCUUUGGAGCUCUGUCUUUAUACGUUGACAUUGUCCAGAUCUUCCUCUUCCUCUUACAGAUCACUGGUGCUUCCUCAGAGUAG